This is a messenger RNA of Grosmannia clavigera kw1407, 939 nucleotides long. Its product is annotated as asparaginase family protein. Gene Ontology annotation, molecular function: threonine-type endopeptidase activity. Gene Ontology annotation, biological process: protein maturation. The record is from RefSeq and is a predicted model, not a curated record. The transcript is spliced from 3 exons. The coding region runs from base 1 to 939 and encodes 312 amino acids. Lineage: Eukaryota; Fungi; Ascomycota; Sordariomycetes; Ophiostomatales; Ophiostomataceae.
AUGAAAUUUCUCAAGGCCGGCGGUACUGCUGUAGAUGCCGUGGAGGUUGCCAUCAAGAGCCUCGAAGACAGGGAAAUUACCAAUGCUGGCUACGGAAGCAACCUGACCAUAGAUGGAGUUGUGGAGGGUGACGCUACCAUUGUCGACCAUCUCGGUCGCAGUGGUGCCUGCGGAGCAGUUCCGAUGAUCAAAAAUCCCAUUUCGCUCGCCCGGCUCAUCCUUGACCAGACCAAUAUUCCUCUGUCAUUGCGCCGCAUCCCGCCCAACAUUCUGGUCAGUGCGGGUGCACGGCGGUUUGCCGAGGAGCACGGAAUGCGCACAGUGCCAAACGAGAAGCUCGUCCAUGAAUCCGCCGAGUUCAAGGACGACAAUUCAGACAUCAUCUCCGACACGGUGGGGGCCAUAGCCGUCGACUUUCAGGGCAACAUUGCUGCGGGCUCGUCAUCUGGCGGCAUCGGGAUGAAACACAGUGGUCGAAUGGGGCCAGCUGCUUUGGUGGGGAUCGGCACGGCCGUUCUGCCGGCUAACCCCAAGGACAAGAUGGGAACGUCAGUGGCCGCGGUGACCAGCGGGACGGGCGAGCACAUGGCUACAACGAUGGCGUCGCAUACCUGCGCAGAGCGGCUCUACUACAACAUGCGAGUAGAUGCAGGGGGCUCUCCCGUGGCCGAGUACGACGACGACACACUGAUGAAGACGUUUGUGUCGGAGGCUUUCAUGGACCAUCCGGGAGUGAAGAACCAGGUCUCGGGAGGUGCGAUAGGGGUGAUGGCGGUGAAGAAGACAUGCAAGGGCGUGUACUUCUAUUUUGCACACAAUACCGACUCGUUUGCCCUUGCAUCACUGUCGUCAAACGAAAAGGACCCUCUGGUGGUGAUGUCGCGGCUGGGGUCUCGAGAAAGUGUUGCACGGGGCGGCCGCAAGAUCAAGAACAAUUGA